AUGAGGGUCACGGAAACCAGAGUUUCAGCACCAAGGGAAGGUCACAUCCAUGGCCAGAAACGUUUUCUAGAACCACCUGCAUCCUUCGGAACUUUUCCUAUCUCCAGCACCACCGUGUUUGGGAGAAGGGAAGGAAAAUCCAAAGCAAAGAAACAAGCUGAACUGUAA
This is a messenger RNA of Sphenostylis stenocarpa, 168 nucleotides long. The record is from the annotation of a GenBank genome assembly. Lineage: Eukaryota; Viridiplantae; Streptophyta; Magnoliopsida; Fabales; Fabaceae.